AUGAGGCGCAGCAGCAGCAGCAGCAGCAGCAGCAGCAACAGCAACAGCAGCAGCAGCAGCAACAGCAGCAGCAGCAAAAGCACCAACAACAGCAGCAGCAACAACAGCAACAGCGGCAGCAGCAACAGCAGUAGCACUGCAGCUGAGUCUUCUCAGGCUGCUGCUGCUGCUGCUGCUGCUGCAGCGGAUACAGCAGCAGCAGCAAACCAGGCAGCAACAGCAGCAGCAGCAGCAGCAGCAGCAGAAGACGCAACAAGCAAUACGACUGACACAGGAGAAGCAGCAGCAGCAUCUCCUGCAGCAGCAUCAGCAGCAGCAGCAGCAAAUGAAUGCCUAGCAGCACAAGCUGCUGCUGCAGCGAGCCCGCCCCCAGCAGCAGCAGCAGCAACAGCAGCAACAGCAGCAGCAGCAGCAACAGCAGCGGCAGCAACAGCUUCAGAUGCUGCAGGGGCAAAGUCAAUCAAUUUAGAGGCAGAUGCAGCAGCAGUUGCUGCUGCACUGGAUGAUGCGCCAUCUGCUGCAGAGGCAGCAGCAGAAACAGCAGCAGCAGCAGCAGUGCACUGGAUGAUGCGCCAUCUGCUGCAGAGGCAGCAGCAGAAACAGCAGCAGCAGCAGCAGCAGCAGCAACAGCAGCAGCAGCAGCAGCAGCAGCAAAUAGUUUCAAGGACAGUGCAGCAGAAGCAGUAG
Eimeria mitis is the source of this 687-nucleotide messenger RNA. RefSeq lists its product as uncharacterized. The record is from RefSeq and is a predicted model, not a curated record. Bases 1 to 687 code for a protein of 228 amino acids. Lineage: Eukaryota; Apicomplexa; Conoidasida; Eucoccidiorida; Eimeriidae. The transcript has 2 exons.